UUGGGAUUUCCAUAACACGCACUGAAUGGUCACAUUUGCGACACAAUAUUUUGCAAAUAAACUAGAAAUAGAUAAAUUAAACUAAAAACUUACGGUUAAAAGAAUGGGCGUCACUGUCUUGCAACCGUAUCCUUUGCCCGAAGGAAAAUCAGGGGCGCAUAUAAUCGAUCAGCUGAGCAAACGUCUGCUUGCACUUGGCGCUACACAUGCCGGUCAAUUUUUGGUUGACUGCGAAACGUUCAUCUCGACGCCGCAGCCACAUAAUGGCGCACCAGGACGUGCCGUCCAUGUUCUGCACAACUCUGAAUAUCCCGCCUCCACGUUCUCCAUCAUCGACAAUGGUACCGGCAAACAGGUGGCUCUCGUCGCCGACAACAUCUUCGAUCUGCUUAUGCUCAAGAUGACCAACACCUUUACCUCUAAGAAACAGACUAAAAUCGAAUCCCGUGGAGCUCGUUUCGAGUAUGGUGAUUUUGUUAUCAAACUGGGAUCUGUCACAAUGAUGGAACACUUUAAAGGAAUUCUCAUUGAGAUCGAGUACAAGGCGUGUGUAAUACUGGCCUACUGCUGGGAGAUGAUCCGUGAGGUGUUGCAGGGUUUUCUAGGCAUUAGUGUGCCAAAGGACUUUCCUUCGUAUUUCGCCCCUCAGACGAUAAUGACAGCGAUGGGCCAGCAACAGCUGCAUGCGAAGCACAACGACAUCUACGAGCCAAUGGACACGGUGAAACAAUACCUAGAGCAGUUCACCAGCUAUAGGAAACAUGUACUUGGGAGUAUGGGCAGUGGUCCUGGAGGGCCACAAGUGGGUCCACCUGUACAUAUGUCGCCCUCGGUGGUGGGCCUGAAUCGACCCUGAUCCGCUGACGUUAAGCUGGAGCCACCGGAUGGACCAGUAGCCGAUUAAGCUGGAUAAUUCAGAUAUUUGUCAUUAAUUCAGUCAAAGAUUUAAAGGUGUUCUUGUAUGUUUCAGAAUCUUUCAGUAUUCAUUGCAAAAUUAAAUUAAAAAUAUUUAAUCCGGCUUACCUUGUCCAAUGUUAUACGUACAUAUAUGCUUUGAAAAUGUAGAUUUCUGUAACAAUACGAUUUUGAAACAUUCUGAACCGUAAAUCUUUGGGUAUUUUAGAAGUUUCUUAGAUUUAUUUUAUAACAUAUUUAUAAAUUUUAUUUGCUCGUGUAUAAUUAAAGUAAAUUGAACUCGCCUUUUUUUCAUAGAAUGUAAAUAGGCUUAACGAUCGGACGAAUGUAAAUCUUUUUAUUUAAUUUUAGAAAGAUCUUUUCAGGAAAUACGAAUAAACACAAACAAAUUGAA
Molecule: messenger RNA, 1309 nt
Organism: Drosophila eugracilis
Lineage: Eukaryota; Metazoa; Arthropoda; Insecta; Diptera; Drosophilidae
Gene: MED20
Product: mediator of RNA polymerase II transcription subunit 20
Exons: 2
Coding region: 104-856 (250 amino acids)
Biological process (GO): regulation of transcription by RNA polymerase II
Cellular component (GO): mediator complex
Molecular function (GO): transcription coactivator activity
Source: RefSeq, a predicted model, not a curated record